Molecule: messenger RNA, 9408 nt
Organism: Poeciliopsis prolifica (blackstripe livebearer)
Lineage: Eukaryota; Metazoa; Chordata; Actinopteri; Cyprinodontiformes; Poeciliidae
Product: mucin-2-like
Exons: 82
Biological process (GO): cell surface receptor signaling pathway; adenylate cyclase-activating G protein-coupled receptor signaling pathway
Cellular component (GO): membrane
Molecular function (GO): G protein-coupled receptor activity
Source: RefSeq, a predicted model, not a curated record
UAAUAUCGCAGAAGCAGCUACACUCUUGAGUGAAUAUAUAAAGUCAAGCUGUAGUCAAGUUUUUUGCUCAUGUAAUCUUGCCUACUUACUUUGAAUUAUGACAGAAUUGGCUGUAAACACUCGAUGGAUUUUUGCUGUUGUGAAACUUUCUCUGCUGUAUGCAGUUUUGCUCCAGGACCACUUUUGUGAAGCUUCAUGCAUCAAUACAGGAACCAGGAUAAAAAACAUACUGUUUAUUUCUCCUCAAAAUCUUUCCGUCAGUACUACUUUCCCAACAGAUGCUGUCUAUAUAAAUAAAAGUGGAAAAAGGCUGUGUUUCAACCUCCAGGAAAAUAAAACAGGUUGUUGUUCAAGUGAAGAUUUCGACUGCAGUCCCAAAAUAAGUUUGGCUGAUAACUGUUACAAUCUAACACUGACUGAAACAGCAUUAUGCAACCAAGAUGUUAUUGUGCUACAGAACCCAACAUAUAAUUUUUCAUGUAUGCCAUCAACGUUCUACAAGUCACAAGGUUUAAUGCUGAACAUUCACAACUGCUUAAAAAUGGGUGGACCGACCAUCAGACUUAGCCAGGGUCAUCUGUUUGGAAAUUCAACAUUAUGUGGAGAUUCAUGGAUCAAUUCUUGUCAAAACAACAAGGAAACUACUACUGCAUCGUGGAGCACCCUAAGCAGUUUGGCUUCUCUAACAACUAAUGUGACAUUGCCACCUAAAGGCAAAAGCACUUCAACAGGGACUGUACAGACAGAAAGACCACAAACAACACUAAAUUUCAGUACUUCAAACAGAUCUGUUUUUCCAACAAGAAAUUUGGUAAGUUGGCCUAUGUCAAAAGCACUUCAUCAAGGACUACACUGUCAGAAAGUCUAAAAAACAAGCCCCAAUUUCAGCCACUUAAGCAGUUAUUUUGCUCAAAAAAGUAAUUUGAUGUCACAAACUACAAAGAAAAGCACUUCAUCAGGUGCAACAGACCAAGAUUCAUUGUUUACAACCCCUAAUUUCAGCCCUGCAAUCAAUUCCGCUCCUCAAACAAGUGACUCAAAAAUGACUAAAAACAGCACAUCAGUGGGGAAUACUGACAAAAAUGGUUUGGCGACAAGCCCAAAUUUAAGCGGCUAAAGGAGUUCUGCUACUCAAACAAAUUAUUUGACUUCAAAAAAUACAAAGUACAGUACUUCACUAGGGACUUCAGACCAAAAUGGUUUCUCAACAAGCCCAACUUUCAACAGCUCCAGUAGUUCUGCUUCUCAAACAAGUUAUUUGACUUUGCCAACUGGAAGCACUUCAACAAGUGCAACACAACAAGAUGGUUAUACAAGCCAAAAUAUCAGCACCUCCAACAAAUCCGUUUCUCCAACAAGUAAUAAGGUUUACAAUGGUACAAAUGACACCACUUCAUCAGGCACUGCAAGUCAAUAUACUUUGUUUACAACUUCAAACUCAAACAGUUCUGCUUCUCAGGAAAAUUAUUUGACGUCACCACCUUCAAAUGAAAACACUUCAUCAGGAACAACAAAUGCAGAUCAUUUGUUUACAACCUCCAAUUUCAGUGACUCAAGAAGUUCUGUGUCACAAAAAUAUUUGGUAAGACAUCAUCACACAAAUAACAGCAUUUCAUUGGGGGCUGCACAGUCAGAAAGUCAAACACCAAACUCCAAUAUCAGCAACGUUAGCACUUCUUUUGCUCCAACAAGUCUCUUGCCUCCCAAAAGUACAGGCAACAGCACUUUUCCAAGACCAACAGACAAUGAAAGUUUGCUAAACUCAAAUUUAAACUCAUCAAGCAGCUCAGUUUCUCAAACAGGUUACUUGACGUCACACCCUACAAAUGAAAGCAGUUCAUCAAGUGCAGCAAAUCAAGAAAGUGGUUUGUCUACAAGCCCAACUUUCAACAACUCCAGUAGUUCUGCUUCUCAAACAAGUUAUUUGACGUUGCCAACUGGAAGCACUUCAACAAGUGCAACACAACAAGAUGGUUAUACAAGCCAAAAUAUCAGCACCUCCAACAAAUCCGUUUCUCCAACAAGUAAUAAGGUUUACAAUGGUACAAAUGACACCACUUCAUCAGGCACUGCAAGUCAAUAUACUUUGUUUACAACUUCAAACUCAAACAGUUCUGCUUCUCAGGAAAGUUAUUUGACGUCACCAACUUCAAAUAAAAACACUUCAUCAGGAACAACAAAUGCAGAUCAUUUGUUUACAACCUCCAAUUUCAUUGACUCAAGAAGUUCUGUGUCACAAAAAUAUUUGACAUCAUCACCUACAAAUAACAGCAUUUCAUUGGGGGCUGCACAGUCAGAAAGUCAAACACCAAACUCCAAUAUCAGCAACUUUAGCACUUCUUUUGCUCCAACAAGUCUCUUGCCUCCCAAAAAUACAGACAACAUCACUUUUCCAAGACCAACAGACAAUGAAAGUUUGCUAAACUCAAAUUUAAACUCAUCAAGCAGCUCAGUUUCUCAAAUAGGAUUCUUGACGUCACACCCUACAAAUGAAAGCAGUUCAUCAGGUGCAGCAAACCAAGAAACUUUGUUUACAACCCCAAAUUUUACCAAUGACAGCAGGUCCGAUUCUCAAACAAGAAAUGAGAGUUCAAGAACAUCAAAAAACAUGACUUCAUCAGAGACUUCACACCACAAUAAUUUGUCUACAAGCCAGACUGUCAGUAGCUCGAGCAGUUCUGGUCUUCAAACUGUUUAUUUGGCUUCAGAAAGUACAAAGACCAUCAAUUCAUCAGGGAAUACAGACCAAAGUGUUUUGUCUACAAGCCCAACUUUCAACAACUCCAGUAGUUCUGCUUCUCAAACAAGUUAUUUGACGUUGCCACCUGGAAGCACUUCAACAAGUGCAACACAACAAGAUGGUUAUACAAGCCAAAAUAUCAGCACCUCCAACAAAUCCGUUUCUCCAACAAGUAAUAAGGUUUACAAUGGUACAAAUGAUACCACUUCAUCAGGCAGUGCAAGUCAAUAUACUUUGUUUACAACUUCAAACUCAAACAGUUCUGCUUCUCAGGAAAGUUAUUUGACGUCACCACCUUCAAUUGAAAACACUUCAUCAGGAACAACAAAUGCAGAUCAUUUGUUUACAACCUCCAAUUUCAGUGACUCAAGAAGUUCUGUGUCACAAAAAUAUUUGACAUCAUCACCUACAAAUAACAGCAUUUCAUUGGGGGCUGCACAGUCAGAAAGUCAAACACCAAACUCCAAUAUCAGCAACUUUAGCACUUCUUUUGCUCCAACAAGUCUCUUGGUAACCUCCCAAAAAUACAGACAACAUCAUUUUCCAAGACCAACAGACAAUGAAAGUUUGCUAAACUCAAAUUUAAACUCAUCAAGCAGCUCAGUUUCUCAAAUAGGAUUCUUGACGUCACACCCUACAAAUGAAAGCAGUUCAUCAGGUGCAGCAAACCAAGAAAGUGGUUUGUCUACAAGCCCAACUUUCAACAACUCCAGUAGUUCUGCUUCUCAAACAAGUUAUUUGAAGUUGCCAACUGGAAGCACUUCAACAAGUGCAACACAACAAGAUGGUUAUACAAGCCAAAAUAUCAGCACCUCCAACAAAUCCGUUUCUCCAACAAGUAAUAAGGUUUACAAUCCUACAAAUGACACCACUUCAUCAGGCACUGCAAGUCAAUAUACUUUGUUUACAACUUCACACUCAAACAGUUCUGCAUCUCAGGAAAGUUAUUUGACGUCACCACCUUCAAAUGAAAACACUUCAUCAGGAACAACAAAUGCAGAUCAUUUGUUUACAACCUCCAAUUUCAGUGACUCACAAAGUUCUGUGUCACAAAAAUAUUUGACAUCAUCACCUACAAAUAACAGCAUUUCAUUUGGGGCUGCACAGUCAGAAAGUCAAACACCAAACUCCAAUAUCAGCAACGUUAGCACUUCUUUUGCUCCAACAAGUCUCUUGCCUCCCAAAAGUACAGGCAACAGCACUUUUCCAAGACCAACAGACAAUGAAAGUUUGCUAAACUCAAAUUUAAACUCAUCAAGCAGCUCAGUUUCUCACAUAGGUUACUUGACGUCACACCCUACAAAUGAAAGCAGUUCAUCAGGUGCAGCAAAUCAAGAAAGUGUUUUGUCUACAAGCCCAACUUUCAACAACUCCAGUAGUUCUGCUUCUCAAACAAGUUAUUUGACGUCACACCCUACAAAUGAAAGCAGUUCAUCAGGUGCAGCAAACCAAGAAAGUGGUUUGUCUACAAGCCCAACUUUCAACAACUCCAGUAGUUCUGCUUCUCAAACAAGUUAUUUGAAGUUGCCAACUGGAAGCACUUCAACAAGUGCAACACAACAAGAUGGUUAUACAAGCCAAAAUAUCAGCACCUCCAACAAAUCCGUUUCUCCAACAAGUAAUAAGGUUUACAAUGGUACAAAUGAUACCACUUCAUCAGGCACUGCAAAUCAAUAUACUUUGUUUACAACUUCAAACUCAAACAGUUCUGCUUCUCAGGAAAGUUAUUUGACAUCAUCACCUUCAAAUGAAAACACUUCAUCAGGAACAACAAAUGCAGAUCAUUUGUUUACAACCUCCAAUUUCAGUGACUCAAGAAGUUCUGUGUCACAAAAAUAUUUGACAUCAUCACCUACAAAUAACAGCAUUUCAUUGGGGGCUGCACAGUCAGAAAGUCAAACACCAAACUCCAAUAUCAGCAACGUUAGCACUUCUUUUGCUCCAACAAGUCUCUUGACGUCACACCCUACAAAUGAAAGCAGUUCAUCAGGUGCAGCAAAUCAAGAAAGUGGUUUGUCUACAAGCCCAACUUUCAACAACUCCAGUAGUUCUGCUUCUCAAACAAGUUAUUUGACGUUGCCACCUGGAAGCACUUCAACAAGUGCAACACAACAAGAUGGUUAUACAAGCCAAAAUAUCAGCACCUCCAACAAAUCCAUUUCUCCAACAAGUAAUAAGGUUUACAAUCCUACAAAUGACACCACUUCAUCAGGCACUGCAAGUCAAUAUACUUUGUUUACAACUUCAAACUCAAACAGUUCUGCUUCUCAGGAAAGUUAUUUGACGUCACCACCUUCAAAUGAAAACACUUCAUCAGGAACAACAAAUGCAGAUCAUUUGUUUACAACCUCCAAUUUCAGUGACUCAAGAAGUUCUGUGUCACAAAAAUAUUUGACAUCAUCACCUACAAAUAACAGCAUUUCAUUGGGGGCUGCACAGUCAGAAAGUCAAACACCAAACUCCAAUAUCAGCAACUUUAGCACUUCUUUUGCUCCAACAAGUCUCUUGCCUCCCAAAAGUACAGGCAACAGCACUUUUCCAAGACCAACAGACAAUGAAAGUUUGCUAAACUCAAAUUUAAACUCAUCAAGCAGCUCAGUUUCUCAAAUAGGAUUCUUGACGUCACACCCUACAAAUGAAAGCAGUUCAUCAGGUGCAGCAAAUCAAGAAAGUGGUUUGUCUACAAGCCCAACUUUCAACAACUCCAGUAGUUCUGCUUCUCAAACAAGUUAUUUGAAGUUGCCAACUGGAAGCACUUCAACAAGUGCAACACAACAAGAUGGUUAUACAAGCCAAAAUAUCAGCACCUCCAACAAAUCCGUUUCUCCAACAAGUAAUAAGGUUUACAAUGGUACAAAUGAUACCACUUCAUCAGGCACUGCAAAUCAAUAUACUUUGUUUACAACUUCAAACUCAAACAGUUCUGCUUCUCAGGAAAGUUAUUUGACGUCAUCACCUUCAAAUGAAAACACUUCAUCAGGAACAACAAAUGCAGAUCAUUUGUUUACAACCUCCAAUUUCAGUGACUCAAGAAGUUCUGUGUCACAAAAAUAUUUGACAUCAUCAACUACAAAUAACAGCAUUUCAUUGGGGGCUGCACAGUCAGAAAGUCAAACACCAAACUCCAAUAUCAGCAACGUUAGCACUUCUUUUGCUCCAACAAGUCUCUUGACGUCACACCCUACAAAUGAAAGCAGUUCAUCAAGUGCAGCAAAUCAAGAAAGUGGUUUGUCUACAAGCCCAACUUUCAACAACUCCAGUAGUUCUGCUUCUCAAACAAGUUAUUUGACGUUGCCAACUGGAAGCACUUCAACAAGUGCAACACAACAAGAUGGUUAUACAAGCCAAAAUAUCAGCACCUCCAACAAAUCCGUUUCUCCAACAAGUAAUAAGGUUUACAAUCGUACAAAUGACACCACUUCAUCAGGCACUGCAAGUCAAUAUACUUUGUUUACAACUUCAAACUCAAACAGUUCUGCUUCUCAGGAAAGUUAUUUGACAUCAUCACCUUCAAAUGAAAACACUUCAUCAGGAACAACAAAUGCAGAUCAUUUGUUUACAACCUCCAAUUUCAGUGACUCAAGAAGUUCUGUGUCACAAAAAUAUUUGACAUCAUCAACUACAAAUAACAGCAUUUCAUUGGGGGCUGCACAGUCAGAAAGUCAAACACCAAACUCCAAUAUCAGCAACGUUAGCACUUCUUUUGCUCCAACUAGUCUCUUGCCUCCCAAAAAUACAGACAACAUCACUUUUCCAAGACCAACUGACAAUGAAAGUUUGCUAAACUCAAAUUUAAACUCAUCAAGCAGCUCAGUUUCUCAAAUAGGAUUCUUGACGUCACACCCUACAAAUGAAAGCAGUUCAUCAGGUGCAGCAAACCAAGAAAGUGGUUUGUCUACAAGCCCAACUUUCAACAACUCCAGUAGUUCUGCUUCUCAAACAAGUUAUUUGACGUCACACCCUACAAAUGAAAGCAGUUCAUCAGGUGCAGCAAACCAAGAAAGUGGUUUGUCUACAAGCCCAACUUUCAACAACUCCAGUAGUUCUGCUUCUCAAACAAGUUAUUUGAAGUUGCCAACUGGAAGCACUUCAACAAGUGCAACACAACAAGAUGGUUAUACAAGCCAAAAUAUCAGCACCUCCAACAAAUCCGUUUCUCCAACAAGUAAUAAGGUUUACAAUGGUACAAAUGAUACCAGAUCAUCGGGCACUGCAAAUCAAUAUACUUUGUUUACAACUUCAAACUCAAACAGUUCUGCUUCUCAGGAAAGUUAUUUGACGUCACCACCUUCAAAUACAGACCAAAGUGGUUUGUCUACAAGCCCAACUUUCAACAACUCCAGUAGUUCUGCUUCUCAAACAAGUUAUUUGGCUUCAGAAAGUACAAAGAGCAUCAAUUUAUCAGGGAAUAUAGACCAAAGUGUUUUGUCUACAAGCUCAACUUUCAACAGCUCCAGUAGUUACUCUCCUCAAACAAGUUAUUUGACAUUGUCACCAACAAACAACAGCACUUCAUCAGAUACUGCACAGUCUGAAAGUGCAGCCCAUAAUUUCAACACCUCAAGCAGUUUGGUUUCUCAAACAAUCAAUCUGGCCUCCCAAAGUACAAACAACACUUCUUCAGGGACUAAGGAGGAAAAGGUUGCAUCUACACACUCAACUUUCAGCAAUUCAGGCAGUUCUGUUUCUCAAACAAGUAUUGUGAAAUCGACACCUACGAACAACAGCACUUCGUCAGGGCCUGCACAGUCAUUAAGUUCAACAACACCACUGAGUAUUAGUAACUUAACCAGUUCUUUUUCUAAAACAAGUAAUGUGACUUCCAAACGUACAAUCGACAGCUCUUCAUCUGGAUCUGCACAGCCAAAAAUUCCUUUUACAGCCCCAUCUUUCAGCAGCUCAAGCAAUAUUGCUUCUCAAACAAGUUUUGCAACCUCUCAACCUGCAACAUCAAGGACUACAACAUCAAGCCCAACUUCUACUUUGACCUCUCAACCUGCAACAUUGGGGACUACAACAUCAAGCCCAACUACUGCUGCAUCAAGCACUACCACUUCUUCAACAAUUCCACCCAUGGUGUUAGAUAAUAACCCAAAGUUAAAUUCUGUAAAACAGAAUCAAACUGACAACACUGAGAAUGCAGCAAAUAUCAUGAGAGAAAGUAAUAUCAUUGUAGGGUUAAUGGGCAAUAGGACCACAGCCAGCAUCGUAAUUGGUAAAAGUAAAGGAGUGUUUGCUAAACUGACACAACAAAAUCAGACAAACAAGAACUUUGUCUUCACAUCAACUGGAGAUGUAAAGAUUUCAGAAAGCAACAAUUUGGCAACAGAAUACACUCUAUCAGUUCAUCUUCCUAAAGAAGCCAGUGAAAUGGCCGUAAAGAAAAAUGGCUCCUAUAUUGGAAUCUUGCUUUUUCCUGAAAUUCCCAAGAUCAACGCAACAAGUUCUUUUUUUAAUAAUCAAAUCCUGGGGAUUGAGAUGGGAGUGAACAUAUCAAACCUUUCAGAGACCAUCAAUAUUCAGUUCCAUAAUGUGAAUAUGACUGGAUUGAGUGUUUCUUGCGUAUCAUGGGAUGGGAGAAGUAACCAGCCAGGAGGCGCACACAACUGGAUCACAGAUGGCUGCAAAACAAUUAAAGUCAACAGCAGCGUCACAUGCCAAUGUUCUCACCUUACCUUCUUUGCUAUUCUUAUGUCAUCAGGGAAUAAAAAUAUUAGUUCUUCUGACUUGAAAACCCUGACCCAAAUCACAAAAGCUGGCUGUGGCAUAUCCUUGUUCUUCCUGGGUGUGGCUCUCUUCAUGCAUUUUCUCGUGAGGAAAAAUAAAGCCAGUGAGGCUGUAAAGAUCCUCAUGAAUCUCUUCGUCGCCUUGUUCCUCCUGAACCUUUGCUUCUUGGUAAAUGAGACGAUUGCUAAUCUGAAGGUCUCAGCAGCUUGUGUGGCGAUGGCAGCGGCUCUGCACUACAGCAUGCUGGCCACAUUCACAUGGUUCUUCAUACAGGCCUUGCACCUGUACUUCAAUCUACACCAGAUCUCCACAGACAUCAAGUACUAUAUGUGCAAGAUUUGCAGUGCAGGAUGGGUCAUUCCCGCUCUGCUUGUGAUUGGACUUCUUGCCUCUAGUAACUAUGGUACUGUGGAAAUUUCUGAUAAUAAUGGGACUUCAGUAAAAAUGUGUUGGAUCCCUGACUCUACAUUACACUUAGGAGUGAACAUUGGUUACUAUGGAAUCGUGUUCAUCUUCACUUUUACCAUAUUCAUUGUAACUGUAGUGCAGAUCACUAAAUUUGCAUCGAAAGCAGACAAGAAGGACACAAUCUCUACCAAGAAAAGGUUUUUCUCUCUUCUGGGUCUUUUCUGCCUUUUGGGAAUCAGCUGGGGAUUUGCCUUUUUCAGCUAUGGCCCUCUGCUCCUUCCCUCCUUCUACAUCUUUACCAUCAUCAACUCCUUUCAAGGAUUCUUCUUGUUCGUUUACUACUACUUCUCCAGCAGAAUUCAGCCAGAGGACAGAAAAGUAUCCGAGAGCAGCACCCGCGCUACAGAGAAUGUGUACAUCUCAUCUCCUUAUGCAUAAGCUAAUUCUUCAAUGUUUUGUUUCUCUCACCAAUGUGGAAAUGAAAAUGUGUUAUGGCAAAACUGAAAUCCAAUACCAAAAGUACUCCAAUUCAA